UCUUUGAUUCAUAAAGGUCAGCAAUAACAUGAUGCUGAGUCCUCUCGUCACUGGCUGGUGGCUGAAUGCUGUACGCAUACGGUUGGCUCUAAAUAACACAUGUAUCAUCCGAAUUACACCAAACUGAAUGUCAAUGACCUUUGUUAACCUCUAAACAGGCCAAUAGGAUUAUAUUGGAAUUCGAGUACGCCCCCAACAUUCAUGUUUUCCUGAUAAACAAACCAGUCCAAUUUUUUGUGCGUCAUCAGGAAGUACUGCUGAACACUGGUGUGGUGCAUUAAUGACACCUCUUAAGCCCCGCCCACUCAUAUUAUUUGGUGUCUCCUCCAGCACCGCAGUGGAUGAAUAACAUUUAAAAUGCAUCCACUAACUCUUGAUAACAACCUUGAUAACCACUCGACAUGUUAAAAAUCCUACAGGAAGUUCUCGCCAUAAAUCAGGAAGUGAUAAUAACUCCUGUCUUGGUUUCCAUCCUAACUUUAAAGACCUGCUGCUGGACUCGUACUGACCUGGAAUGAAGGCUGUUUUGAAGCUCAGAUCUGAAAUAAAAGCUGGAAACACAGACAGACAGAAACCAACGUCUUCCUUUCGGAGCCUCUUGUUGAACAUGGACCAGACCCUGAUGGUGCUCCUGCUGUGGCUGUGCUGUUCAAGUAGCUGAUUAAACAGCAACAUUAAACAAUGUUUGGCUCAGUUCAGCAAAGUCAUGCAAGAAAUAUCAUCCAAAGUUCAGCCUCUGUCUGCAGCUGCUUUCCCUUUUUUUGAAGGCAGAGUCUUCUGUUGUUGCUAAUGAGAUGUGUUGUGCUGAAAUGUACUGAGAUAGGAGAGAUAAAUGACCAGAAAAGGAAAAUCUCACUGUGGUUCAGAUCCUGAUCGUCUCAUCUCUGAUUCUCCUUCCUGACAUUUGUCCCAGGUGUUCAUGCAGAUGAAACCCGCAGCCUGAAAGAGUCCAUCAGGUUGGUGGGAGGAUCCAGACGCUGUGACGGUCAAUGGGAGUUGAAUCUGGGAGAAUGGAGACCAGUUGAAAUCGAAGGUUUUAAUUAUGACCUGAAAGAAGCUUCAAUUAUCUGCAGACAGCUGGACUGUGGCUCAGCUGUUUCAGCUAGAGAUCAUGAGCCUUCAUCUUUAAUCCCUGUAUGGAUGAUCACCUCAGAGUGUCUUCUGUCUGGAUCUGAUCUCAAGGACUGUGCAAAAAAAGAAAAAAGUUUUGGUUCUGCAUGGUUCACCUGCUCAGAGUCUGUCAAAUUGGUGAAUGGGGGAGAUGGCUGUUCAGGCAGACUGGAGGUGAAGGUCUCCCAGUCUGACCAGUCUAACCAGAGCUGGUCUUCAGUGUGUGAAGCUGACUUUGACCACCAGGAAGCAGAGGUGGUGUGUAGGGAGUUUCACUGUGGGUCUCCUACAGUCCUAACGGGAGGGCUCUAUGGAGAGGUGGAGGCUCCAACAUGGACGCCACAGUUCCAGUGUGGAGGAAAUGAGUCUUCUCUCCUGGACUGUAGAAGGUCCGACUCAGCCAGAAACUCCUGCUCACCUGGAAAAGCUGUUGGACUCACCUGCUCAGAACCGUUGAGGUUGGUGGAGGGACCCAGGCGUUGUGAAGGUAGACUCCAGAUAAAACAGGAGGGAAAAUGGCGACUGGGAACGCUUUCGGAACACAAUGAGUGGACCCCGAACCACACAGAGAUUAUCUGCAAAUGGCUGGGCUGUGGCUCUGCUGUUUCAAUGGAAAGAAACACAGAGACAUCCCAGCAAGAAAUGUCUCUGAUCUAUAAUCGCUGCAUUAAGCGAGUAUCUUCUGUCAGGGAAUGUCGGUUUUUUAAAGUAUUUUCAACUGAAACCGUCAAACUCAACUGUUUAGAACCAAGAGUGGAACCAGAAAGAACCACAGAUGGGAACCUUCGUCUCACAGUGUUUACACCAGUUUUUAUCUUCUGUCUGGUUCUCCUGCUGCUGUACUGAGUGUCACCUUCCUCACCUACCAGCCCACCAGGUGGCAGCAGUCAGGCCAGUGAGCUGAAGAUGCAGCAACGAUGGACGAGUUCUGCUGAUGGAGAUGUUCGCUUCACCCUGACCUCAGAGGAAAUGUUCAGUUUCCUGAACUCCUCACCUCAGUCGUAACACAUAUGGCUGCUUAUUAAAUCAAUUACAUUUAGUUUUUCACCUAUAAAAAAUAUUUUCCUGUGCAAGUGGCAGUAAUAUGAGCUUCGAUCUUUCUACAUGUUAUGAUGUUAUUCCUUUCCUUGAUACAUUCAUGCAUGUUAGAUUAAUCCUUUAAUCUCCAUGGCAACCAUUCAGCUGCAAAACCGUGCGGUACCAGCCGCUCUGCGGUACCGCUUCUCUUCAUCUACGUUUUUCCCUUGGUGCUUUAUAUUGUGUGAAUCUGAUGUUGAUUUUCACCGUCAUGCUGAUGAAACCCAGCGCUACAUCACCACUAAUCCCUUGUCCAUUCUUCCACCCAUGACCUUCUCUGACUCCACCUCUGAAAUAAAAACCUGGUUCACCCUAAAUAUCCUUAAACUAAACGGCACCAAAACUGUCAUCGUCUCUGCGAUUCAUUAUCAUCCCAACCAGUGGUGGAGAAAGUACUCAGAAAAUGUACUUAAGUAAAAGUAAAACUACCACAUUAGCAUUUGUACUUAAAG
This is a messenger RNA of Poecilia reticulata (guppy), 2639 nucleotides long. The record is from RefSeq and is a predicted model, not a curated record. Lineage: Eukaryota; Metazoa; Chordata; Actinopteri; Cyprinodontiformes; Poeciliidae.